AUGAUUAACACCAUUAUUAUAAAUCCCGAAGAUGACGAGCGUCCGCAUGCAGAAAUAUCGGUUCUGGGCAAGAAACUACGAGGACUAUUGGAUAGUGGAGCAAGCUGUUCCCUGCUUGGUGGCAACGCGAUCAAAAUAAUCGAAGAGCUGAAUCUGCGGAAAGGAGAGGCCAGGGGCCAGAUCAAAACAGUGGAUGGAACAGCGCAUAACAUAAGAAGCUUCGUUUAUCUCCCGAUAUCAUUCAACAACCGGGUUCAGACAAUCGCAGUACUUCUGGCUCCUUCCUUACCAGAAUGUGUUGUGCUUGGCAUGAACUUCUGGAACACCUUUGGUGUCAAACCAGUAUGCUGCGCGUUGAACGAAGUUAACAUAGAGACCAGGGAUCACCCGGAGACCGAUGAGACUGCAGUGGAAGAACCAAUGAAGGAGUUAACACCAGAGCAGAAGAGAGCAUUGGAUCGUGUCAUCGCAACUUUCCCUACUGCAAAGGAAGGCGUAUUAGGUCGCACCACCCUCUACGAACACCGGAUAGAGAUCGGCGAGGCUAAACCCAAGAAGCAACGGCAUUACCCGAUGUCUAAGUACGUGCUAGACGAAGUCAAUAAGGAAAUCGAUCGAAUGCUGGCGCUGGACGUCAUAGAGGAGGCAAUGUUCUCUCCGUGGAACAACCCACUGGUGGCGGUGAAAAAGAAGAACGGCAAUUACAGGGUUUGCCUAGACGCACGACACUUAAACUCAAUUAUGACGAAUGAAGGAUACCCGAUACCGCAGAUCUCCGCCAUCAUCAACAACCUUGGAGGAUGCGCAUAUAUCUCGUCGAUAGAUUUGAAAGACGCCUUCUGGCAACUACCACUGGAGGGAGCGUCUAGACCGUUGACUGCGUUCACGGUACCUUCCAGAGGGCACUUUCAGUUUAAAGUAGUGCCGUUUGGUCUUUGCACGGCCAGUCAAGCACUUUCUCGGCUGAUGACGCAUCUGUUUGCCGAUCUGGAACCACGAGUCUUCCACUAUCUAGAUGACAUCAUCAUCUGUUCGCGCACGUUCGAAGAGCACUUGGAAAUGCUGGCAGAGGUAGCAGCUCGGCUACGACGUGCGAAUCUCACCAUAUCACCAGAAAAAUCAAAAUUCUGCAGGGAGGAGAUAAAAUAUCUAGGCUACGUGUUGAAUGAGAAUGGGUGGAAAGUUGACGACGAAAAGAUAGCCUGCAUAGUCAAGUAUCCAACACCUACGAACAGGAAAGAAGUCCAACGAUUCCUCGGCCUAUGCAAUUGGUACAGGAGGUUCAUAGCAGAGUUCUCACGGAUCGCAGCACCGCUAACCGAGUUAACGAAGACAAAGGCAAAGUUUCGAUGGACGGCGAAGGCAGAGGAAGCAGCACUCAACCUCAAAGCAGCUCUAGUUUCGGCUCCGGUGUUGAUCAUGCCGGACUACAACAAACCUUUCUCGGUAGCUUGCGACGCCAGCGACAUUGCCAUUGGGGCGGUCUUAACGCAGGAAGUGGAUGGAGAAGAACACCCUGUAAGUUACUUCUCUCAGAAAUUAUCGUCCUCAGAGCGAAAAUACUCCGUAACCGAGCGAGAGUGUCUGGCGGUGAUCCGUGCCGUUGAAAAAUUCAGAGGCUACAUAGAAGGAGUGAAGUUCGUCGUCUACUGUGAUCAUGCAGCACUAUCAUACUUGCUGUCCUUGAAGAACCCAACCGCACUCAUGAGCAGGUGGAUCCUCAGAUUGAAUGCAUUUGACCUGGAAAUCAAAUACCGUAAAGGAAGUGUCAAUGUGGUACCAGAUGCGCUCUCGAGGAUUGUGGCGACCACCAGCUUUACAACAGAAGAAACAGAGGAUUCGUGGUACGAAGCGUUGGAGCACAAAUUAAGAACGCAAGCAGAAGACUUCCCUGACUUCAGGUUAGUUGAAAACCACAUCUAUAAGAACUGUUUGUGCACCGAAGGCGGGGAGACGACACACAAAUGGAAGCGAGUAGUGGCAAUGAAGAACCGUGCAGAGAUCAUCAAGCGAUACCACGACGAGCCUACCGCAGGACAUCUAGGAUUCCACAAAACGCUGGACAGGGUUCAGUCGCAGUUCUACUGGCCAAAGAUGAGAGAAAACAUUGGACAGUACGUUAGAAGCUGCGGCGUAUGCAAAGCAAGCAAAGCUCCAAAUACUACCAUGAUGCCGGACAUGGGAAGCCUAAAACCUGCUAGAAUACCGUGGGAACUAGUGUCGGUAGAUUUUGUCGGUCCUCUGACACGCUCAAAACGCGGCAACACGGUUCUACUAGUCGUGGUGGAUUGGAUAACAAAGUACGUGAUUGCUCAUCCUAUGCGCAGCGCAGACUCUGGAAAGAUGGUGGAAUUCCUCGAGCAGCAAGUCUUUUUAAAAUUUUCACGUCCCAGAAUCAUUCUAUCGGAUAACGGUAGACAAUUUGAAUCGAUCGCUUUCAAGUCACUGCUCUCGCGGCAUAAGAUCACGCAUAUGAAGACAGCGUUCUAUUCACCAAUGGUAAACAACGCGGAGCGUGUUAACCGGGUGCUGAUCACGUGCGUACGAGCUCUUCUGGACGAUAACCAUGCUGGAUGGGAUGAUAAUCUGGCGGCGAUAACGGCGGCGAUCAACAGCGCUAAGCAUCAAGUGACAGGAGUCAGUCCGCAUUUCGCCAACUUCGGGAGAGAUCUACUGCUACACACAGAUUUAUACGCUCAAGAAGACCUCAACACACCGGAAGAUCCAAAGGUGGCACAAGACAUGCGGUUAUCGACAGUGAAGAGGAUCCAAGAGUUCGUGCUGCAGCGAAUAAGGAGGAACCAUGAGAAGACCAAGCAACGAUACAAUCUGCGGACAAGGCAGGUAGACUUCAAGAAAGGAGACAUCGUUUGGAGACGCACGUUUACCCAAUCUUCCAAGGCAGAUCACGUCAACAAGAAACUGGAUCCGAAGUUCGUGCCAGCAAUGGUGAAACAGAUCCUGGGGAAGAACAUCUAUAUGCUGGAGGACGUUGCUGAUGGCAAGGCAGGCCGUUAUCACGCAAAGGACAUCAAGGCAGAUUAAGCAAACGUGGUAAAGCUAUGUCCACAGGCAAAGCCUGUCAACGAUGAGCACUAUGCUCCAGAAAUCCGUGCCUAGCGGGAAAACGGCAGUCAGGUCAGGUGUGAUGAGCAAAAACUUCUAUAUGACUACCUCUCCACCUCGACAGUUUAAUCAGCUAUGUAAGCAGCCUUGUUGCAGACUACGACCUUCAUCACGAAGAGAAGAACACACGCAUUGCGGUCACAAGAGUCAGAAAACAUCAUUGCGGUCAUCGCACGCUUCCGUCGCGCCAGGAAGUGGACCGCUCGCCGUUCGCAAAACGAGAGAAAUUGCACCUUGCAGUUCUGGCAACGGGAUGCAGGGAGCUCACCAAUGUUCCAGAUAGUGUCUUGGGUAGGAGGAACGGAGACCCGGGGUCGACGACCAACAAUCGGUUCGGCGCGGAGUUGAUGUUUACGGCCACUACCAGGCGCAGCGAGGUAUCAUCUGGAGAUGUUGGGAGUAGUGGAGCACGACGACAAACAGAAGCCUACGGAAGGCACGGGAGAUUGGGACCCUGAAAGCUUAUAGUGAGUAGGGAGGCUCCAAAGACCAGCAUGCGAAGCGGCAAGGAGACGUAGCAGAAGCCUGCAGAGGGCGCGGGAGAUUGGGACCCCGAAAACCGAUGGCGAGUAGGGAGGCUCCAAAUACCAGCAUGCAAAGCGACAAGGACAUGGAGCAGAAGCCUGCAGAGGGCACGGGAGAUUGGGACCCCGAAAACCGAUGGCGAGUAGGGAGGCUCCAAAGACCAGCAUGCAAAGCAGCAAGGAGAUGGAGCAGAAGCCUGCAGAAGGCGCGGGAGAUUGGGACCCUGAAAGCUAUAGUGAGUAGGGAGACUCCAAAGACCAGCAUGCGAAGCGGCAAGGAGACGUAGCAGAAGCCUGCAGAGGGCACGGGAGAUUGGGACCCCGAAAACCGAUGGCGAGUAGGGAGGCUCCAAAGACCAGCAUGCGAAGAGGCGAAACCACUCAAUCAGCUAUGAACAACACCAGUUACAAGGAGUUCAGCCCUCGAGAAACACUCAAGAAGGAAGCAUCGAAGUCACAAGCCCUGGAUGGUGUACUGGCGGUAGCUGCAACAGCAAUAAUCGAUCAGGUCCAGAGUGUUACGUAAUCCUAUAAAUCUGUCAAAUAAAGGUCUUCUUGGCACCUCGUAGUGUUCGGGCGUUUGCAUGGCAUAUCAUCCCGGGUUUUACCCAAAAGCAACGCGACCAUGGGCGCGGAUAUUCCAAGGCAACAUGGAAUUGUAAACCCUAUUCCUGGACCCAUGCAAAUCGAGAGCGAGCAAAUGCGCUCUUUCCCGAACUAACUACUCAAGCUAUGCACUUGACUUAGCGACUAGGCCACAAGGCACGAAAACAGGCAGUAAAAGGAAUCAAACCACCGACGAUGUCCAAGCCUUAAAUAAUUUAGCCAAAUAAUUGUAUUCCUCUAUGUUAUUUGUAAGAUUUCUCUAGUUUAGUUACAACUAGAGAUAAUCUGUUUGAAUGUCUCGCUGUGGGACAGCUAGCAUAGAGAUGAUGGACAAGAACUUCUCUAGAGACCAUUUGCCAAGACUUCGUUGGCGUCUGAUCAAUUUGUCUGACAGGACUCGCUGUCGUUCGCAGAACAAUAUGAGUUUUGGAUUUAGCAUUCCCGCUCUGGCAAGUGGUGAGACUUUCGCUAUUUAGUUUGGAUUUUGUGCCGUUUAGUAUGUCUGUGAAAACUAAACAACCAGAUCAGUACAGUCUCUAGAAAACUUCUUAAUGGAAGUGAAAGUUUAGAAUUUUUCAUGAAUCGCCAUUACCGAUUCAUGAAAAAUUCAAUCCCCACAGUGAAGUUGUGUAACGUUCGAUGUUGAUUUUGAAUGGAAACAUUUGCUUAAGGAUAGUUAUAAUCAGAAUCAAAUAAGUGUGUAAUCAAAAACAGCUAUAAAAUAGCGCCCAGCACUAUCGAUUGCUUGAAAAGAAACUAGAGCACCAAAUUUCACUGCAUCGCUGCGCUCGUCGUCUAUAUCGAGACAAAGGAUGACAAUCAAACUUCCGUCAUCGCCGUGAUCGCCGACCGGAGGGUGGAAAAACUGCGAGCAGUUAGAAGGUGUGGUGUGCUCGAAGCGGUGAGGCGACAUUUGCAGUUCGGUUCGCAGAAAGGACUGGUAGCCGUGCCGAGAACUGGACAAAGAAGCCCGCUACGGACGGGCAUUACUCUGGUUCAAUCGUUGCCAUCCAUAACGGCAAAGCAAAAACGGAUCAAAAGCGCCUGAGACCCUGCGAAACCCCGGUGGCUACCUAAAUCAUUCCAGCCGGGAGCGCUCGGAAUAGCCGACAGCAAUCGUCUCGGAGCGUAUGCCGUGGCAGAAGGCGAAAACCAACCGAGCAGCACUUCGUAUUGCCGUCACCGAACGAUCGUAAGUGAAAACCAGUCACUCCAACCACUGAAAAGUAACCAUACGAUUUCCAACAGGCACAAAUCACCAUCCGAAGCACGAGGCAAUCCGAUUGGACCCCCAGAGGCAAACGAGCAACUUGCGCAACCGGAGAGGCCCCAAAGGGUGAGUUUAAAGAAAAUAAACAGUGUCAAAAGACGUUUAUGAACGUACAUUAUAUCGACAGGGCCUUUUUUGUUGCGUGGCUUAUCACGUGGAUCCCACUUGGACGAGUCCUUUCCUCGGAUCGCGGACAGGAGACACCAGCUUGUCAAAUCAUCGUGGGUCGAUAGCACCCGGUUCGGUUUGGAUCUAGAGGCGACGGACGAGAGUGGUGGGCUGCAUUAUCCGGCCGGACCCGAUAAUUGGACGAACGACCGUACAUUAGGCGAUAUCGGGAAUCACCGACCGCUUCUGCCGACAAGCACCAUACUAUCACCACGGCGGAUUCGACAGCGAAGUACGUCUAGUCGAUUUUAGCUUACGAGCGAAAGUCGUCGAUUCGGAUCACGUGCGCGGAGGCGAUCCACUGGUCACAACCGGUGAGCGAGGUACCAAGCCAACACGCAUGGACGUUCAUCAGUGAAGGACGGUAUGAGCCGGUUAAGCGGUAAGCCAGAACGAUCAAUGUGCUAAAACCAAGAUGAUGAAGAUUAGAUUAAGUUUCUAAGUUAAAACGCAUGCGUGAAAGACCAGGAGUGCUAGGGACCUUAGAAGAAAAAGUGGAUGCCCUAUGGGUGAAAUGAGUUAAGGUUGAAAUAUACAAUGUUUCCAAAUUGAAUUUGGCUCCCUUUUGCUUUGGUUAGUGGAAAGAUC
Molecule: messenger RNA, 6282 nt
Organism: Aedes albopictus (Asian tiger mosquito)
Lineage: Eukaryota; Metazoa; Arthropoda; Insecta; Diptera; Culicidae
Exons: 2
Coding region: 1-3045 (1014 amino acids)
Biological process (GO): DNA integration; proteolysis
Molecular function (GO): nucleic acid binding; aspartic-type endopeptidase activity
Source: RefSeq, a predicted model, not a curated record